AUGGGAAAUACGGAGAGUAAUGUAACGAGUGGUGUUAAAAAACAGACCGACACUUCCUCUAUAUUGCUGUACAAACUGGUCGACCUGAAAGGCGGUGGACUGCUCGUUGACAUGAUGAAGAGGGCAACGCAAACAAAACAGUACGCCGAACUGGAUCACGCGAUAAGGACCAAGGUUGAGCCAUUUCUUUACAAUAAAGGAAAAGGGAAAUGGAUUCCAAUUUCCAAGCUCGUUUUGUUGAGGAAUAAGGAGCGGCCCCGGCAUAAAAUGCUCCCGGUGCUCAAAGCCAUGGAGAAUCCUGCCGAUUACGAUGUCGACGUCGACAUGAAGGACGAGGUGAUCGACGAGACGAAAAUCGAUAAAAGCAAACACAGACUGGUCUGUUGGAAUUUGAGUGAUCGUGGGGCAGUUGGUGAAACGAUUCUGCAUCUGUGCAUGCUCAACGCUACCGCACUCCACGCCGAUCUGGCUAAACGACUAUUACGCUUCUAUCCGAACCUUAUUAAUGAUGUUUAUCUCAGUGAUGAAUAUUACGGGGAAAAUGUACUGCAUAUAGCAAUUGUUAACGAGGACCCAGCGAUGGUGAAAUAUCUGUUGGAUAGUGGAGCGGAUGUGCACGAACGUUGUUUCGGAAAUUUUAUGUGUCCGGAGGACCAAAAGGCCUCGAGGACAGACAGCCUCGACCAUGAGUGGCCCUCUGUCACUCCUGAAACCAAUUAUGAUGGAUAUGUUUACUGGGGUGAAUAUCCGUUGAGUUUUGCCGCUUGUCUGGGUCAAGAGGAGUGCUACCGUCUGGUACUGGCCAGAGGUGCUGAUCCCGACAAACAAGAUACUAAUGGUAACACCGUACUGCACAUGCUUGUGAUUUAUUCCAAAGUGACCACUUUCGAUAUGGCGUAUGAGGUCGGCGCUUCCCUGUCGAUUCGGAACAAUCAGCACUUGACACCUCUAACACUUUCGGCUCGAUUAGCCAGAAUCGAAAUGUUCUUUCAUAUUAUGAAUAUUGAGAGGGAAAUUUAUUGGCAGAUUGGGAGCAUCACUUGUGCUGCAUAUCCUUUGUCACAGUUUGAUACAAUUGAUGUUAAUAAUGGGACCAUCAAUAAUACUUCAGCCCUGAAUUUAGUGGUUUUUGGGGAGACAGAGGAGCAUCUGGAACUCAUGGACGGCGUUCUCAUUGAUUUGUUGAACGCAAAAUGGAAUACUUUUAUCAAAUCGAGAUUCUAUCAACAAUUUUUUCUCUUCUGUUUCUACUUCGUCUUAUCUCUGAUAAGUUUCGUCCUUCGUCCGGGUCCUUCCCCAACCGACUCAUCUGGCAAUUCCACAAAACCCACUUCAAGCUCUGAUAUGAGCUCGAGUCGAGCCCCUGCCCCGACGUCUACCAGUGCCAAUGGCACAACUAAGAGCCACGAAUUUGGUCAACUCUCUAGGGUUAUUCGCCAGUUAGCAACUACCUUGGCCAAUAAUUUCAUGGCGAGUAUGAAUGCAACACCCGCCAGUGUCGAGAAUUUUAUCUCGAGAAUUUCAGAUAACAUCACGUUAACGCUCAAGGAUGCUCUUAAUUUCGAUCUUGUUGAUAAUUCUGGGCUGAUGGCGGGUGAGGGGAGGAGGAAUGAGAGCGUUUAUGGACAGGUGACACCUUCCGCUUUUAUUAUGGAUUCCGCACUUGAUGAAGAAUGGUGGGAAGAUUUGACAGAGGUAUGCAGAUUAAUGCAACUCGACUCGUCAACCGCAAAAAUAAGACUAACAGCGGAGAUUUUCAUGGAGUUCGGUGCGAUACUCUACAUCCUCGCGGCCCUCCGAGAGGCCCGAUUCCUCGGACUCAACAUGUUCAUCGAGAACCUCAUGACAGCUCCAUCGCGCGUCAUGUUCCUCUUCUCUUGUUGCAUUCUAAUGUCAUUUCCCUUCUUGCGUCUUGCAUGCGCGGACAAAGUGGAGGACAUGCUAGCGGUUGUUGUUAUGCUGACGACAGCACCGUACUUUCUAUUUUUCUGCCGGGGAUUCAAGACAGUGGGGCCUUUCGUCGUUAUGAUUUACAGGAUGAUCAUGGGAGAUUUGCUACGAUUUGUGACGAUUUAUCUCGUUUUCGUUAUGGGCUUCUCGCAAGCCUACUACAUAAUUUUUUUAUCCUUCGAUAAUCCCCAAACACCCGAAGGGGUGGACGACACAACGAGCAAUCCCAUGCCGUCACCGAUGGAGAGCAUAAUGGCAAUGUUUCUCAUGAGCAUGACGAAUUUCGGUGACUACUACGGGGCAUUCGAGAGAACCGAGCACGAGAUAGAGGCCAAGUGUCUCUUUGUCGUGUACAUGGCCAUAGUGGCUAUACUACUGGUUAAUAUGUUGAUCGCCAUGAUGGGUAAUACCUAUCAAAAAAUUGCGGAGACGCGAAAUGAGUGGCAGCGACAAUGGGCGAGGAUCGUUCUAGUUGUUGAGAGAGGUGUAGCCCCUGCGGAGAGACUCAAGAAACUCAUGGAUUAUUCACAACCCAUGUCCGAUGGACGGAGGGCACUUGUGCUUCGAUUACAUCAAUCCGUAAUUGCAUUAUUCUUUCGUUCUCGGUAGACCAGUCAAGAUAAUAAUUGGGAUUUUAAUUGUACUCCAGGAGGAGGACAAAGAGGACAUGAAGGAGAUUUUGGAGAUGAAGAGGACUCAUGAGAGACUCUACAAGAAGCGAAUGGCUCGGG
Diachasma alloeum is the source of this 2681-nucleotide messenger RNA. RefSeq names its product transient receptor potential cation channel subfamily V member 5 (gene nan). Gene Ontology annotation, molecular function: protein binding; calcium channel activity. The coding region runs from base 1 to 2559 and encodes 852 amino acids. The record is from RefSeq and is a predicted model, not a curated record. Gene Ontology annotation, biological process: calcium ion import across plasma membrane. Gene Ontology annotation, cellular component: membrane. Lineage: Eukaryota; Metazoa; Arthropoda; Insecta; Hymenoptera; Braconidae. The transcript is spliced from 14 exons.